AUGGCAAGUUAACGCUAACAUCUAUAUCGUGCCACUAUUAUUAAAUUAUUAUAAACGUUUUAUAAGAAUUAUUUGUAAUACAACAUCUUUUCCUACUCUUUUAAUAGUUUUUUUUAUAAUAAUUUUAAAUUUUUAAGCUGAACACUAUUUCCAAAACAUAUAAGAUUUUGUAGUACACCGCCACCCUAUAUCAUGAUAUACGUUCUCUGGUUUUGUUUUUUAUGUAGGGCUCAUUUGUGAUGUGACAUCUGAAAUAAAUUUGACAAGUACACCAUUCUUUAUUAGUAAACUAUAAUAAAACAAAGUUAAGCUUAACCAAGAAAAACAAUUUAACUAAAAAAAUCAGUGUAUAAUAAGCCUAAACCUGGAUAGAAUGGAGAAAUUAAAUUCCACGCUGGGCGCAGUGAGAUCACUGCGUUCAAGCGUACGCCAAUGCUUUGAGCAAUUGGCUGAUGGUACCAACGCCGAACUGGCUGAAGACAGCCGAACAAAGUUUCUCCUAAAGUUCCAGGAGAACUUCAAUAACAUGAAUGCUCAACUGAGGGAAGUUGAAAGUCUAAUUAAUGGCUUACAAGCUCCACAAACACCGUACUGCCUUGGUCAAACUACUUAUCUUGCGCAAGAAACAGCUCCUGAACGACAGGCAUUAUAUUCACAACUGGUAAACAGUUACAAAUGGAUUGACAAAGUGCAUGACCAUAGUUUUCUUGCUUUUAACAAUUUAAAUCAAAACAAUCUUAGACGUUCAUAUGUAUAUUGUUCCCAAAAACGUGUACGUAUACCAUUCACAUCGUGCAAUAAUUUCGAUCCAGAUCAUACGGACAAGCUACUUAGCGAAAUAAACCUACCACUUACAAGCUAUCAAGUGUGUCGACCUUUUGGUUCUAAUGUUGUUGUCAUUGUUACAAUAAGCCGAGUGCUCAAAGCAGCGAUUGUCUGCAAGGGUGUGCUUAUUGAAUGGGUUACAGUUAAGGGAUUUGACGAAACACUUGACCCAGAUGAUUUAUGGGCCGAAUCACGUUACGAAGUCUUCCGAAAAGUUCAAGAGCAUACGCAUAUUGCAAUGUUGCACUUCUUCUCGCCUACACUACCCGACUUGGCCAUAAAGAGUUAUAUGACUUGGCUACAUAGUUACAGUAAGUUGUUUUUGGAGGCUUGCAAAAGGUGUGGGAAAUUCGUAUCGAAUGGGUUGCCGCCAACUUGGCGUGAUUUACGUACACUUGAACCAUUUCACGAGGAGUGCCGUAACUGUUAAAUUUCUAUAUACUAAGUCCAAGAAUGAAUGAAAAACUAAUAUAUCUUCAUAGGUUUAAAUAAUUUCAAUAUAUAUUUGCAGAAACAAUAAUAAUCAUGCAAAAAUGUACGUAGUCA
Messenger RNA from Bactrocera oleae (olive fruit fly), 1371 nucleotides. It is a transcript of the gene MED27, whose product is annotated as mediator complex subunit 27. Gene Ontology annotation, molecular function: transcription coactivator activity. Gene Ontology annotation, biological process: regulation of transcription by RNA polymerase II. The record is from RefSeq and is a predicted model, not a curated record. Lineage: Eukaryota; Metazoa; Arthropoda; Insecta; Diptera; Tephritidae. Gene Ontology annotation, cellular component: mediator complex.